UCGCAUUAUUAUCACAUGAGUUGGAUAUUUCGCCGAGUGACUGACUGUGCGGGUUAACGAGUAGCCGAAAUCGAGAAGAAAAAUCACCGGAAAAAUGUUUCUCCGGCGAGUGGCGCGGCCGCUGAUGAUGAUGGCGAAAAUAAAGGAGACGACGGGGAUCGUCGGCCUCGAAGUCGUACCCAACGCACGAGAAGUGCUGAUCGGACUUUACACCAAAACCCUAGAAGAGAUCAAGGCGGUGCCGGAGGACGAAGGGUACCGCAAAGCCGUCGAGAGCUUCACCCGCCACCGCUUGAAGGUGUGUCAGGAGGAGGAGGAUUGGGAGGCGAUCGAGAAAAGACUCGGGUGUGGACAGGUCGAGGAGUUGAUUGAGGAAGCUCAAGAUGAGCUCAAGCUCAUUGGCCACAUGAACGAGUGGAAGCCAUGGGGUAUUCCUGAUGAUUAUGAAUGUGAAGUUAUUGAAAAUGAUGCUCCUGUACCAAAGCACAUCCCCUUGCAUCGACCUGGUCCCCUUCCUGAAGAGUUCUAUAAGACAUUGGAGGCUGUUGAUACUGGCACUUUAAAGGAUGCUAUUUCAAGCUCCAAAAAGGAAGAUCCUGAAAUUACAUCUGGUGAAGCACAAGCAAAGUAGUUUGCUUCAGCAUCUUUUGGUUAUUUGUGAAGCACCUUCAACUGUUGGGAUCCAUCUCUUCUCUGCUCUCAGUAUCGGAUUUGUUUCCCCUUGUUUAUGCUCUUGUGUUUUCCUUUUUCCUCAUUAACUGCAUAUUGAGCAUAUGGAUAAAAACUCCAGUUUUUAGCUAAUAAUCUCCAUUGGGCUUUUCCCCAACAGACUCAUUUAGUUUAUCUUUGUUAUAACGUCCCCAUGCAAACAAGCAACUGAUAUUGGGAAUA
Molecule: messenger RNA, 891 nt
Organism: Sesamum indicum (sesame)
Lineage: Eukaryota; Viridiplantae; Streptophyta; Magnoliopsida; Lamiales; Pedaliaceae
Product: putative NADH dehydrogenase [ubiquinone] 1 alpha subcomplex subunit 5, mitochondrial
Biological process (GO): respiratory electron transport chain
Cellular component (GO): respiratory chain complex I
Source: RefSeq, a predicted model, not a curated record